AUGGUAAACAACAACCGGGUCAGACAAAUUGAGGAAGAGGUGGCGGUGCCGUUGUUGCAGAAGACCUCUGAGUCCGACUCGAUUCAUCCGAGGACCCAAAUUGUUACCACGAAGUUCCAGAGGCUGAGGUGCACGUGUACAAGCAAGGGAAGGGCCCGAUCGACGUCAUCAAAACGGGCCUGGCCGGGUGGGACCAGGACCAGCUCGAGGUGCGCGAGAUUCCAGUAUGGAUUUAAAUCGAUCUACGCGUUCACGCCCGGAUCGGGUCGGGGGCGUGCCGAUCCGGUUCAACCCGAGGAAUGGCCGGAUAACUAA
Molecule: messenger RNA, 315 nt
Organism: Striga asiatica
Lineage: Eukaryota; Viridiplantae; Streptophyta; Magnoliopsida; Lamiales; Orobanchaceae
Source: the annotation of a GenBank genome assembly